UCAGGCGCUUGUGAAGGUGUUGCUGCUCCUUUCUCUAUGAAUGAAGAUUGAACUUCAUCCCAGACUGCAACUUCUUUCUUCUGUCCAAAUUUGUGUGCACCACCUGAACGAAUCAGUAGACAUGGCCAUCCAGGGAAGCCUGUGGUUUCCCAAGAGGAGGAAGCUUAUCUGAGGAGCCGCACUAGGACCACACACGGCUGUGGGUCCGACCCGGACCUGCACAUUUCGAUCCAGUGUGCCCGCUCCACACUCAACAGGCCCGACUACAACUCCAGCCCCAGGAAUCCAAUAAGGUCUUCACCUUCCUCGCGUUCCGGAAGACCCACGAGCUAGUAUUUGAUCUGAAGAUGAAGUUUCAAAAUCAACAGAUGAAGGGCUUAUGCCUGAACCAUUGACUCUCCUGCUCCUCGGAUGCUGCCUGACCCGCAGUUUUCGACUCUGAUUCUCCAGCAUUUGUGAGUCACUCAAUCCAUCGGGACUGCAACAAUUUUCGACUGUGAUCCAAUUGGUUCCUGUUUCAGUCCGUUUUCAGCAUCAGUGGGACUGGAAGAGAGACCCUACUGUUGCAGCAACGCACACAGUGUGGAGCCUGAAACAGUUAACUGGCCUGAAAAGAGGAAUUCAAGGCUGGGAGAGGACAUACACGCGUUUGUGUGCAACUGUAGCUUCGGCCAUGGAGAAACCAUGGAAGUGUGGCGACUGCGGGAAAGGUUUCCGUGUCCCGUCUGCCCUGGAGACACAUCGGCGCAGUCACACCAGGGAGAAGCCAUUCUCCUGUCCUGAGUGCGGGAAGGCCUUCAGUGAUUCCUCUGCCCUGCUGAGGCACCGGCGAGUGCACACAGGGGAGAGGCCCUUCAGCUGCCCUGAGUGCAGGAAGAGCUUCAGCGAUUCCUCCGCCCGGCUGAGGCACUUGCGGGUGCACACAGGGGAGAGGCCCUUCAGCUGCCUCAAGUGUGGGAAGGCCUUCAACGAUUCCUCCGCCCUGAUAAGGCACCAGCGGCUGCACACAGGGGAGAGGCCCUUCCGCUGCCCCGAUUGUGGGAAGGUGUUCACUCGCUCCUCCCACCUCGUGAUUCACCGGCGGGUCCACACCGGUGAGAAGCCCUUCCCCUGCCCCAAAUGUGGGAAGGCCUUCAGCGAUUCCUCUGACCUGCUGGCCCACCGGCGGGUCCACACCGGCGAGAGGCCAUUCACCUGCUCUGUCUGCGGGAAGUGCUUCACACGCUCUUCUGACCUGCUGAAGCACCAGCGUGUCCACACUGGGGAAAGGCCCUACAGCUGCUCUGAAUGCGGGAAGGGCUUUACUCAGGCAUCCCACCUGCUGACACACCGGUGGGUCCACACUGGGGAGAGGCCGUUCACCUGCCUCGAGUGCGGGAAGGGCUUUGCUGUCUCCUCCAGUCUACUGACGCACCAGCGGGUCCACACUGGGGAGAGGCCAUUUGCCUGCCCUGAGUGUGGGCAGAGGUUCACAAUGUCCUGCAGUUUGAACAAGCACCAGCGGAGGCACCAAUGCUCCCAACAAUCAGAUUCUGCCGGUAACGCUGCUGAGGGUCGCCCCCAGGACUGAACCUCCUGCCCUUUCUGACAGUGGGGGUAAUGGAAGAGUUGAUGUGAUUGAGAAGCUUCUCCCAAUGAAUCUUUGACUGAUAACAGCAUUUGUCAGGCUUUUGAAAGUCACUGUAGCUCUGUCACAGCACACAGGAGGGCUCUUUCAGACACAAUGCGUCAUGCAGAAAAUUCUCCCACAUUAGUCAAGCAAAGUUGAUGUCUUUUUAAGACAUUGUGAAACUUGAAAUGGUUCAGAAAAGGUUUGGAAGGACGUUGCCAGGGCUGCAAGGUUUUAGCUACAGGGAGAGGCUGAAUACGCUGGUACUAUUUUCCCGGAAGCUUCAGAGUCAGCCAGAAACAUCUGUUGAAUCAGGAAACAUCUCUUCCUGCAGCAGCUUCAGACAGACUGCUUGCUAAAACCAAAACCAGUGGAAAAGAAUGGGACAACUGCCCUUUCAUUGUAGAAGUAUUUUAGAAAAAAAAAGUCAAACCCUUUUCCCUGAUUGUUGCCUUAGCCAGUAUCUGUUAACCAUUAGUGAAAACCUUAAUCCUAGACGAAUGGGAAGCUGUGCCAUUUACAACCUUUUCUGAAAAUAAACCAACAACAUAAUCUUCUUAAAGGAGCAGCAUGAUCACAACAAAAAGCAGCUGAACUGAAACAUUUGAAUCAAAAGGUUAUGCAGUUAGCAGGACAAGAAACAGGUUUUCAAUUUCACCAAUCAAUUUAAAUCAACCCCAUUGGCUACCAAAAACUUAUUAAAUUUAAAUCCUAAAGUUUUGACAACAGGACCAAUCCUAUCAUAAAGAAUCCGUGCUCUCAGUCAUCUGUGUAUUAGAGAAAGCAUCAUUUAGAAAAACAGAGAAGAGCAUUCCUGACAGAGGAAUCGGAGGAGGCAUCCCCGACAGAAGAUGGCACAGAAUAUUCCGGAAGACACACAACCUGGUUGUAAUCUGAGCGAUUAAAUUCUAUUUUGUGUUAUCUGAGUGGGACAUGUAUUGAUUGGAACAGUAUACCAGAGAAUCUUGAUUUAUUCCAGAAUACUUAGUAGUUAAGAAGGAUUUAUUCCAGAAUACUUAGUAGUUAAGAAGGAUUUAUUCAGUUUGUUAGUAGCUUUGUUCAUUUGUUCACUGUGAGAG
This is a messenger RNA of Hemiscyllium ocellatum (epaulette shark), 2688 nucleotides long. Its product is annotated as zinc finger protein 239-like. Gene Ontology annotation, molecular function: DNA-binding transcription factor activity, RNA polymerase II-specific; RNA polymerase II cis-regulatory region sequence-specific DNA binding. Lineage: Eukaryota; Metazoa; Chordata; Chondrichthyes; Orectolobiformes; Hemiscylliidae. The transcript has 5 exons. The record is from RefSeq and is a predicted model, not a curated record. Bases 674 to 1570 code for a protein of 298 amino acids. Gene Ontology annotation, biological process: regulation of transcription by RNA polymerase II.